This is a messenger RNA of Radiomyces spectabilis, 861 nucleotides long. RefSeq names its product inositol oxygenase. Gene Ontology annotation, biological process: inositol catabolic process. The coding region runs from base 1 to 861 and encodes 286 amino acids. NCBI's taxonomy places the organism in Eukaryota, Fungi, Mucoromycota, Mucoromycetes, Mucorales, Radiomycetaceae. The record is from RefSeq and is a predicted model, not a curated record. The transcript has 2 exons. Gene Ontology annotation, cellular component: cytoplasm. Gene Ontology annotation, molecular function: inositol oxygenase activity; iron ion binding.
AUGCGAGAUUUGACUAACCUUCAAGAAGCUGCCCAAGUAACCGAGGCUUGGGAAGAUUAUGUUCGAGUCAAAUAUACGGAAAAGGUCAAGAAAGACAAUAGCCAAUUUCGAGAUUACGAGCAUGCACCGACUGUGGUUAUUUCGUUUUAUAAAGAGAACCACGCCAAGCAAUCAUUGAGUCACGUACUAAGUCAAAAGGAGAAAUACGGUCGAUUGGAUAAAGCAAGGAUGGGGAUAUGGGAGGCUUUGGAAGUGCUGGAUACGUUGGUGGAUGAAUCGGAUCCAGAUACUCAGAUGACUCAAAUUAUGCACGCCCUUCAGUCAGCCGAGGCCGCACGACGAGAUGGUCAGCCUCGCUGGAUGAUACUGUGUGCUUUGAUUCAUGAUCUGGGCAAAUACCUCUAUUUCCUGGGAGAACCUCAAUGGACGGUGGUGGGCGACACUUAUCCCGUAGGUUGUCGAUUUUCAUCCAAGAUCGUGUACCCCAGGUUCUUCACAGCGAAUCCGGACUAUGGUCACAAGGUCUAUUCUACACAGUUUGGCAUCUAUACGCCUCACUGUGGCCUCCAAAAUGUUCAUCUCAGCUAUGGUCACGACGAAUAUUUAUACCAAGUGUGCAAGGACUAUCUUCCACAGGAAGCGUUAUACAUUAUCCGAUAUCAUUCUUUCUAUUCGUGUCAUCAAGAGGGUGAAUAUACAUGGCUCAUGGAUGACCAAGAUUUGCAAAUGAUGAAAUGGGUUAAAAUAUUCAACCAGUACGACUUGUACUCAAAAGACGAAAUCGAACCUGACGUUAACGCGCUGAAACCAUUUUAUCAGAAGCUCAUUUCCGAAUACUUUCCUGCCGAAAUUUGUUGGUAG